CGAGUCCCGGCCAGUGCCUCUGCUUCCGGCUCGAAUUGCUCUCGCUCACGCUUGCCUUCAACAUGUCCGAGACUGCGCCUGCCGCGCCCGCUGCUCCGGCCCCUGCCGAGAAGACUCCCGUGAAGAAGAAGGCCCGCAAGUCUGCAGGUGCGGCCAAGCGCAAAGCGUCUGGGCCCCCGGUGUCCGAGCUCAUUACUAAAGCUGUUGCCGCCUCCAAGGAGCGCAGCGGCGUAUCUUUGGCCGCUCUCAAGAAAGCGCUGGCAGCCGCUGGCUAUGACGUGGAGAAGAACAACAGCCGCAUCAAGCUGGGUCUCAAGAGCCUGGUGAGCAAGGGCACCCUGGUGCAGACCAAGGGCACCGGCGCGUCGGGUUCCUUCAAACUCAACAAGAAGGCGGCCUCUGGGGAAGCCAAGCCUAAGGCUAAAAAGGCAGGCGCGGCCAAGGCCAAGAAGCCAGCAGGAGCGGCGAAGAAGCCCAAGAAGGCGACGGGGUCGGCCACCCCUAAGAAGAGCGCCAAGAAGACCCCAAAGAAGGCGAAGAAGCCAGCUGCAGCUGCUGGAGCCAAAAAAGCGAAAAGCCCGAAAAAGGCGAAAGCAGCCAAGCCAAAAAAGGCGCCCAAGAGCCCAGCGAAGGCCAAAGCAGUGAAACCCAAGGCGGCUAAACCAAAGACCGCCAAGCCCAAGGCAGCCAAGCCAAAGAAGGCGGCAGCCAAGAAAAAGUAGAAAGUUCCUUUGGCCAACUGCUUAGAAGCCCAACACAACCCAAAGGCUCUUUUCAGAGCCACCCACCGCUCUCAGUAAAAGAGCUGUUGCACUAUUGGGGGCGUGGCUCGGGAAAACGCUGCUAAGCAGGGGCGGGUCUCCCGGGAACAAAAGUGGGGGAGAGGAGUGGGAUUGUGUGUGUCUCGGGAACUAUUUUUGACUAAGAGGUCGCGUCGCCCAAGCCGGAGUGCAGUGGCGUCAUUGCGAUUUUGCAUUCUCGAGUGUCGGAGUUGAACCCAUUAGGGCCUCCCGUGUGCUUUGCACUCAGCAGGCCCUGGCCUGCAGAUAGCAUGGGAAAAAAAAUGGUGGGAUUUUCCCGGGCUUCUAAGCUGGGUUUUUCCGAGUUCCAAACACGGCACAGUAUCAAUUUCUGUGCUGGUUACAAGCCUACUGGUUAUCCCUAACGAGUAUGGCAGGCAGUGAGGGAGUUCAGAGGAGUACGUCUUAGGACAAGUGGCAUAGUACUGACAUUGAUUUUCUAAGGGCUAUAUUUCAAGUGCUUGGGGAGACCACUGCCACAUAACUGAAAAUUAGAAACCGACACUGCAGAAAAAUACUUGGUCCUUAAAUGUGGCAUUUGGAUGGAUUAAGAGGACUUGCCGAAACGUAAAACUGCCAGACUUGGGGAUGUCCCAAUUAGCACGGCUUCUGUAUGCACCGAGUCCCAUAAUUUGUUAAAGGAAGAAAGGAAUGUGAGCUCUCCUAAUCUGUUAAGUAUCUUUCAGUGUAAGUUCUGACACCACAACGUUAAAAAAGCCAGAUCUCAAAAAUCAACUGCUCCGAGCGAAGUGUACAGCUGGCUUGCCUAAAGAGGCCUAUUUAUAGUAGCCUCGGGUAGUCUGGUCUGGGCUUUCUGAUUGGGUAAAAGUAAAGGAACGAAAUAGCCAAUGAAAAGGUAGACUUUUAAGUGUCGUUUACAUUGGCAUUUGUGACGACACUCUAAAAUUAAUCCAAUCAUAAACGAAAUCUGAUUAACCUCAUUUGAAUACCGCAUCUAUAAAUGAACGGGGCCUCGGCGGGAGUGAUUAUUUUCUCAGGUGUUUGCAACAGUGUUGUUACUAUUAACGCUACGAUGCCUGAACCUACCAAGUCUGCUCCCGCCCCAAAGAAGGGCUCCAAGAAGGCGGUGACUAAGGCUCAGAAGAAGGACGGGAAGAAGCGGAAGCGCAGCCGCAAGGAGAGCUAUUCAGUGUAUGUGUACAAGGUGCUGAAGCAGGUCCAUCCCGACACCGGCAUCUCUUCCAAGGCAAUGGGGAUCAUGAAUUCCUUCGUCAACGACAUCUUCGAGCGCAUCGCGGGCGAGGCUUCCCGCCUGGCGCAUUACAACAAGCGCUCGACCAUCACCUCCAGAGAGAUCCAGACGGCCGUGCGCCUGCUGCUUCCGGGGGAGCUGGCCAAGCACGCCGUGUCGGAGGGCACCAAGGCCGUCACCAAGUACACCAGUUCCAAGUAACUUUGCCAAGGGAGAGACAUGAAGACAGAGGAGAAAUGAAUGCAUAAAAUAACUGACAGUAUGAAUCUAUACAUAGAACUUAGGAAGUCUCAUCUGCCUGAAAAUGACUGUGUGGAUCCCACCCAAAUCCAACUCAUCCUUGUUUGCUACACACUGGUUCAUCAAAAGAAGGUUACCGAGGGGAAGGAACUAAAGGUGUUUGCACUUCAUGUUACUUUUUGAGUUUAUAAACAUAAAAAUAGAAUUUACUUCUGUUACAGACCUAGUUACUGGGAAUUCAUUACUUGCCAUGGACUACCUUUGCUAAGAAAAGUCUGAAUGAGAAGAUGGCAGGACGUCUGAAAAAAAAAAGUUAUAAUUAAUAAAAUCUGCGGAGAAUUGUAAA
Messenger RNA from Gorilla gorilla gorilla (western lowland gorilla), 2599 nucleotides. It is a transcript of the gene H1-4, whose product is annotated as H1.4 linker histone, cluster member. Gene Ontology annotation, cellular component: nucleosome. Lineage: Eukaryota; Metazoa; Chordata; Mammalia; Primates; Hominidae. The transcript has 2 exons. Gene Ontology annotation, molecular function: structural constituent of chromatin; DNA binding. The record is from RefSeq and is a predicted model, not a curated record. Bases 63 to 722 code for a protein of 219 amino acids. Gene Ontology annotation, biological process: nucleosome assembly.